Bombus pyrosoma is the source of this 12709-nucleotide messenger RNA. RefSeq lists its product as uncharacterized. Lineage: Eukaryota; Metazoa; Arthropoda; Insecta; Hymenoptera; Apidae. The transcript is spliced from 4 exons. The record is from RefSeq and is a predicted model, not a curated record. The coding region runs from base 504 to 1112 and encodes 202 amino acids.
GUAGCCGAGGAGAAACGACCCUUAACACGAUCGUGGAUAUCGGGUUGUGCACGAAUAGCUUGAGCUUGCGCGGUGCUUUCGAAAGGCGCGUCCUGGCUCCGUCGUCUGAUCGCGGUUGGGCUUUUAUUCGUCGUCGAGCUUUCGUUGCUGGAGCGUGCGCGUCUCUCUCACGGUAGCGAAAUAAAGAGAGAAGAAAGAAGGAGAGAGUGGUCUCGUUCGCGUCCGGCCGGGUCACCACGUACCAAUCCCACAAGUAGCAGAGACGCUGUAUCCAGGGAGGUUAGAUAUAGGGUCGUUUCGUACGCGAAAAUGUAACGAUCUCAGUAGUGGGGCCGGUUGUCUGAAAAUUUGGUUUAGACAGAAGGGGAGAAAGAGGUGAUAUUCCUUUCCCCGCGUCGCGGCUCGCGAGUGAAGCAUCUUGCAGAGGGGAUCCAUGGCGUGAAGCAUCGGUUGGUUCAUCCAACUAUUUCUACACGGAAGUCUGAAGCUCGAGAAAACUCAGGAUGAUCGGUGCAAUGCCUGCGGUGGCAGUUCGCCACGAACGUAAACGACAGGAAAAAAGAUUAAAACGUCCUAGUCAGCUUUACCUAGGGGGCCAAUGGAUGCCACCGCCUCAAGGCUCACCGCCUACCCCCAGUCCUCAUGGCCACAACAACCACCUGGAACCUUUACCCGAGUUGUAUCUCUGUGGCAAGAUAUCGGGGCUACACGCGGUGGUGGUGUGCCUAUUGUUAGGCGCAGUGGUGCUAGUCGUUGGUCUAGUCCAACUUGCCCCGGGUGCGACGACCACCGACCAUAGACUCGCUUUACUCGUAGCGGGCAGCAUUCUGCUUCUCCUAGGUAUCAUACUAGCCGGUGUUAGAUGCUACGUGUUGCACUGUGUGCCAUUACCAAGCGAGUCACCCAUUGCAACUCCACUUCCGCCUCCAGCUAACGAUCAAGCUGGACUUCCACGAGGCACGCUGGACCUGCUGGUGGGCCAUCAGAAUCAACCAGAAACCGACGCGUUGAUGCACACCGAUCACCAUCAUGAACACCAUUCCCAUCAUCAUCACCACGCAAACCAUAAGAAGAAGCGUAGCUCCCAAGGCUCUCACUCCGACGAAGCCUAAUGAUCGACGUCAGAGAAACCGGCUAAUUAAUUGGAUCCGGUUAGUCGAUGAUGAAAGUACAUCCGCUGAUAGAGAGAAACUCCUCAGGCGUUCCAGACUUAAAUUAGAAAGAGAAAGGAGAAAAGAAUGGUGAAGAUAAGGAGAGGGAGAAUGAGGAGAGAAAUUGGACAACGUAUAAAUCGAAGCUUUUGAAAGGAAAGUGAAACGGAGAAUAACCGUUGAAGACAGUCUAUACAUCGUGUACAUUAUACUCGAUUCUUUUAUCUUUUGUAACUUUCUAUAUAUAUAUAAUUAUAUAUAUAUAAUUAUAUAAUAUAAAUAUAUAUAUAUAUAUAUAUUAUCGACAUGUAAUGCGUAACGUGUACUCAGCUUGAAUCGUCGCUGAAGAAAGUGCACUUUUCUAUCCUGUAUGCUGGGUGUUCGAGCUUUAUCCGAUCCACGAUAUCACUUCAUUGGCCGUUGAUAUUUUACCUCUACGUAAACGAAAUGCAAACUGUUUGCAAUGUUAUGCUAUGUUUCGUAGCGAACCAUUCUUUCGGUUACUUCUGGAUGCAAACUGCGAAACGUUGAAGAAUUCCACAUAGAGAUAAGGGAAUAGGACGGGGUAACUUUGUUAUCGCACUUUCUCUGGUCAAAGUCAGUCGACACAAAUCCUUGAGAUAUUGCGAACAAGUCUUUAUCUUUUUAUGUGUACUUGAAGCCAAGAACAUUUUGCUUAAAAUUGCUAUUUUGUUCAUUCCUGCUCGAAAUGGAAGAAAGAACUCUAUGAAUAUCGAUGUAAGAUUCUUCUAUAUUACUUUAUGGUUUACGUACGUUUCAGGAGGUUCUAUUUAACUCUGUUGCGACAAUCAAGUUGUUUCUUAUCUUUUUUCAAUCUGUUUCUUAUUAGUAGAAAAAUUUCUUAAAUUUAUGGAAGAUAAGAAUCGUUGUACGUUAAAAGGUUCUGGUUUUAAUUUUGCGCUAAAACGCGUCGUAAAAUUCUAGGAGUCUCUUAUUUAUUGAAACGAGAGCGAGAUUGACAUACAGAAAUAUUUCUCUGACUUGUUGUUAUUACACUGGAAGAUGCUUAACAUCGUCUAAGUGGAUUUAACGUGAACGUAAGUGGAUUUGAAACCUUCUUCAGGUUUCUAAGAAGUAAUCAACAGUUAUGGUUCUUCUACGAUGGCAGGAAUAAAUUGAAAUACAGAGCGAACAGAAGAAAAGAAAUUGCCAAACCGAACACCCUGCAUUCAAUCUAAAACAGUUCGUUAUCACUAUGAAAGACUAAUUCCUUCUUCUCGAAAACCAAAGAAAGCUCUGUACAAAAAAAGAAAAAAAAUAAUAACAAACGUGUAUACAUAGAAUAGAUGCAUUAUAUAUAUAUAUAUUUCUCAUGCGACUAAAUCGGAACGUUGUACGCACGAGCAUAAUGAGACAGAGGAUAACAACUAUGAAUUAUUGAAGACGCGCAAAGAAGAAGAAGAAUCUCGAGAAAUAUUGGAAUAUCGUUAAAAGAGGAAGGACAUUUCGUUCAAAGAAGAAAGAGGAAAGGGGUAAAACUUGAUUGAAAGAAAUCUAAUGAAUUUAACAAAUCAUCCGAGUAAUGCUCUUAAAUCUGAUAAGAAAUAUUAGGAAAAGUUGUUAAGUAUAAUUUUUACGUGCCAAUCUAAAAGUGACAACUUCUAUGUAGAUGAUUCAGUUGCAUUUGUAGCAGCACGAAAUGAUUGUAUCGUAUCGUCUCGAGUAUUCUCUUUUUGUAACGCUAUGUUCCUCGGUAGCUUGACAUAUGUGUUAAUCAUUAUACAUAACGCGCGCAUGUGUGUGUGUGCAAAUGAAAAUUCUAGGAUAAGUAUCGAUAUUAAAAAGUGUUUUAGAAGUCUAAAAGAAUUGGCCUAGCGUCGGUAGUUUUACGGAUAUUUAGAUAUUUUACUGGCAGACAUUUUUUGGAUUUUAAAGAUCAUCGCCUUGAAUUUUCAUUGAAUUUCAAUUGUUUAAGGUAUUUAUAUUAUUUGACAAACAUAUCUAGUCUGUUGGAUCUGUUCGUAAUGUACUAAAUGGCCCAUAAUAUCUCGCACGAGUUAUUAAUAUCAUACACUUGAAUAUUUUAAAAUCAAUAUUUUAAAGUCUUGAUAAAUUAUUAUUGUACCCUAGGGAAAGCUAAUAAUUUACGGCGAAAUAUCAGUCGUUAUCGAGCAAAUGAAGUUCAUUCGUAUGGUACAAGUAAAAUUUGUCUGUUAAAAAGUCUGUUCCAAAAAAUGACUUAUUAUUAUGUUAGAUAUUUAUUGUUUUAAACCAAGAAAAUUUUUGUAUGAUAUUUUACACAGUCGUGAUAUAUGGUCCAUUCUGUAUAUGACAGAACUAGGGCACCUGUUUAUUAAGAAAUGCUUUUAUUCUACCAUACCAUAAUUCAUCAGAAACUUAUGGCGUAUUUUAUAGGGAAAGAAGUAAAGGAAGUGAAAUUUGAAAGGGAUUCUGGCUAAAAAGAAUUCUAUUUGAGCUUAUCUCGGUAAUCAUUCAACAUUUUCUACUUUCCGAUGUUGAAUAAUUUUGAUACCACGAAGUCGAAGGAACUUCAGAGAAGAAUCUAUUAUACAAAAUAAAUUAUUAAAAGUAAAAGCAGUACACAUGAAGCUGUAAACGUAAAAGCUUCGAAUAAAAAUUUGAAAAUGUCUUUUCUCCCCAAAAUAUAAUACGCUUGAUUAUUUUGAGAAAUUAUUGAAGAAUGUACAAAACAAAUAUUUCAAGAACAUUAGAUUUCUUCGUGUUUACUUGUUAAUUUACAAACUAACUGCUUGUAAAUAAACUUGAUUAUUUCCUAAUAACAAUUUUCUUCUAAUAAAUACAAAGAUAUUCGUUUCUAACAAAUGAAGUUCCUUCGAACGCACACGAUCAUUCGUGGUGUCAUUCACGAUUUCAACUAUGGGAAUACAGUUUAAAAUUCACGAUAUGAUUCUACCUCUGUCUUGAAUUUCGUCUUUCGUGAGAAACUUCUGUCUCGACCAAUCGCGUAUGUGGUAGGUAGGCCUAUUAAAACGUACUGUGGUCGUUCCGUGAACAACAAAAAUUUAAAGAAUAAAAUGGUACUUAGAAUGUUCGUAGCACGUUGGUAUUUCAUAGAAACUGUUAGAUUGAUUUUUAUAUGUAUAUCGUUACCUUUAUCGAUAAAUUUCUGUCACGACCAAUUAGACGAUUACAAUAACUAUUCUACAUUCAGAGAAAUUCGAUCGUAUGAUUUCUAUAUUUCGAUACACGACAGAAGUAUAAUUACGUGAUAUAAGGUAACGUGUAUUGAUACGAUAAUUGAGCGAUUGAACAUUUGAUUUCCUCGGUGAACUUCAUCUCAAAAGAACUUUUUUCAUUGUUUCACACCUUAAACAGGUGUUCGGAUAAUGUGUCAGGAAUAGACUGCGGAUGUUUAUGCAUUUAUGGAAAAUUUAAAGUGCACAAGUAUACAAAAUGUAUAUCUACUGCUCUACCGAAGAUCCAAUGUUUGAACGGUUACAUUAUCUGAAUUGGUCAGAAAGUUUUUGACUAUUUCGAACAAUAUAAAAAUUUCUCUUCAGUUUUGGUACAGGCGGUGAAGAAAUGAUAAAAUUUGUAGAACAUUGAAUUUACGAGAUUUUGGUCUUAAAGAGGAAGAAGUUAUUAAAUGUUAAAGAAGUUAUCUUGAAGAAGUUAUUAAACAGGAAACGGGUAAUGUGAGACUAUCGCUAUAAUUGUAUAAUACAGUAAUUUCAGUUUAGCCAGACACGACGUCGGCUCUAACUGAUAAAAAUGUUGUCAGUGACGUUUCUAAACCCGACGCUGAGAAUUCUUUUUCAGCAUGAGAAAUGUAACGAGAAUGGAAACGAAGGUGUUAAAAGUACUUAUAUAUUUAUGACAUUAAGACAAAGACUUACUGUUACAUAAUUUGAAGUAGAAACAGAAUUCAAUACAACUUUGUUGAACGUGUUAAAAACUUUAUAGAUACGAUUUAGAAAGCAGGCAAGACAUGGUAUUCGUAGAUAAAUAAAAGAUAUCACGUUUGUUGUGAACUAAAAUAGUACAAGUGUGACAAACUUUACAAUGCGAGAAAAGGUGCUUCUAAAUAUUAAAACUUAAUAGUAUACAUACUCAUAAGAGAAAUGAAUGACAACAAUCUUUAAACGAGUACUUGUUUACGCAAAAAUUCGAUUUUAUCUCGUUUUUGGAAACAUACGCUUGUACGACUUUCCCACUAAGUCCUUCGGUUGUGUUCAUAAAGUUUACAUGAACAUAUAAAUUUUCAUAAAUAUCCACAGUUUAAUCGUGAAACAUGAUCGAAUAAAACUGGAAAUCGCGUGCCUGUUCAUAGACGAAAAGUGGCAACACAUUGGUAAAAGAAGAAAAAUAGAGCUAGAAAUUGCAACUUUUUUAGACACGACGUGUAUGUUAACGAUUCAUCCGCGUCAUUCUCGAAGAGCCUUGUACGUGAACUGGCGUUGCGUACCGAUUCGAGAACAAAGGAGGGAUAUAAAAAGGAAGGAACGACACGGGGAUGAAGAAACGAUGACAAAAAUUACGGAACGUCGCUAUGAGCUAUUUACAACACCUUGUCGAUAAAUGUAACUCAGCACCUGCACCCGACUUCGAUGUUAUUUUUUCGAGGGAAAAUUUUCUGUGCGGGAGAGGGAAUCGUAGCGAGUAAUUUUUCCGAUGAUCUUACGACGCAACGUAAAACAUGCGAUCUAGAUGUGUCUUUCGAGUAACAAAUAUUUAAAUUAUCUAUUUACACUGCAAUAUUUAUACUUAAAAACAGUUAUAAAUUCUUCUGUGCCCGUGUGUCGAGAAGACUUUUUCGUAGGAAUUCACUUUUUACGAAUAUUCUAUGCGAAGAAAAAAUGGAUAGAAGCGAACCAUAGCGAUCUUUUAAAGUCGACUUACGCAGAAGCUUCAACUUUUUAGAAUUCUAUUGAUUAUAGCGUUGUAUAUUAAACAGCUAUCUAGAUUUACACCUAUGGAACUCGAUAAAAAUUACGAACAGAUAUAAAUAACGUUGACUAUAACGAUUUUUAUUGUCAUCUCCGUUUAUAAUUCUGUAUCAUUGAUUUCGAGCGUAGUGCAAUGUACUUCACUUGAUACAACCCUCUAUUGUAUAUAUUUACAAUGUUUAAUUUGUCACGAAGCGGCAUGCUUUAUUUCAAAUGGAGAGAUAUUUUAUCAAAUUUUAAUUACCCCAUCCAAGACGAUGUAAAAAUUGGAAAAAAGAGAACGUUAAGAAAUUGUUCCUCUAGAUAUUACAAUAUCGUACUGUAUCUAAUUUUUCGCCUACUGUCGUAGACAGCCAGUUUACUUGUUAAUUGAUGACACAAUCUUAUAUAAUAAAAACUCUUCUCGAGGCGCAGGCGUGCACGUUCGACUACCGUUCGGGUCCACUUAAAGUUAUUACAAAAACGUUACACCGAUAUAUGUAUAUGAGAACAGUUGUAAGUUAUUUUACAAAGCGUUGGGCACUAGGUGAACGAGGAAGAAAUUCCACAAGAAUAAUCUCCAAGUUUCAGUUCUCACUCACCUAGUGCUAGUGAUAUAUAAUAAUAUAGUAUAAUAUAAAAUAUAACAUAAUAUAACAUAACAUAACAUAACAUAAUAUAACAUAACAUAACAUAACAUAAUAUAAUAUAAUAUAACGUAAUAUAAUAUAAAAUAAUAUAAUAUAUUAUAAUAUAAUGCAUAUGCAUAAAGAAAACAAAAAAGUAUAUAUACAUACUCUUAAUAUAAUAAUAGCGGUACACGCACGAAUCAUCUCUGAACUAACUAAGGUAUCUGUACGUAACUGUAAGCCACUAAGCUUAAGUACAGCGAUAUACGAGCAUGUAUAACAAGCUCGACAACCUUCCGUUUAAUGCGAUCUGUGUAAAUAGUUUCGUAAACUAAUUUAAGCUCGCUGGUAGACACACCGUACAACUGGGAUUUUUCUAUGCGCGCGCGCUAUCUUUCAACUUUUUUACUGUGUUUUGCGCUCUUUUUAAGGUUUGAUAAUGCUCUGUCGAAUCGUCGUUCGCGAAUCGAGAGGCGAAGAUAUCGUUAAAACGCGUCUUUUUCACAUUGUUUGUCGACGAUUCUUCCAGUGAAUCAUCGUGUAUGGGGUAUUUCGCUUAAUUUCUAUACUUAAGAUGAUUCCAAUUGCUAUUAACGACGGCGUGAGAAAAUAAUCAUAAUGAUAGUUGGUUCUAUACGAAGAAGAUUGUACAAGGAUAUAUUAUAUAUAUUAUAUAAUAUACAGGAAUACAUUUUCGCCUUCGUUAAUUUGAUCGAACAAGAGAAUAUAUUUUGGCGAAGGAAAUACUGAGUUUAAUUAGAAAAUGAAAUUACAUGAUUUCGCGAAUAGAUCAAGCGAUCAAGUGAUUAAUUUUACAAGCUGAAAGUACAAGAAAGUAACAAUGUUAGAAGUAUAUUUGUCUUUUGAGAAGUCGAAUGUUGCCACGUGCUCGAAGAAUGAAACUAAUAAAUUUACAGAAAUCCAGCCGAUAUAUUUUUACUUCUCGCAUAUAAGAUAAAGAAAGAAAGUAGCAACUGAAGCAGAAAUGAUUCUUGCAAAAUUACAAUCAUAAAAUAAAGUAACUCGUGUCAAAAGUAUGUUUUUUGUAUCGCCAGUAGCAAACGAAUUAACGCGUUCAAUGCGACGCACAAAAGCGAAAUGGGUCCCUGGUGGCUGAAAUCGAUUUUUCUAUAACACGUGUCCAUUUAUCCAGACGUCUUCAUCCGCAAGACGAUGGGAAGUUCCGACGACGCACGUUCAUGUCUUCCGCAUUGAAUGUGUUAAAUGAAAUACCCUGUAUACGAGUCCAUUGCAUUUGAAUCGAUCCUCGAUCCCUACGAUCGAUCAUGUACGAAUUACGCUUACUUGCAGUUCGUUGCUUUCCUGCGCUGAUUCUUGAAUUUCGCCAAUUAGUUAAACAAACAAAGGGCAAUUUUGAUAUUUUCAGUCGACAGUUGCGACAAUUGCUGUCACUACGCCAAACUAUUUUAUAAUCGUGAACAUUGAACAUUUUUAAGGUUUCUAAACGAUAUUACGCUUACGAUUGAUUGAUUGCUUUGCUGUGAUGCUUUGUGGAAGCUUGUUUGUUCCUCACGCAGAAUGUUUCAUCGCUAGAAGGUUUCUGCUUUCUACGAAGCGUUUCUAUUUUUUAUUAUGUAUGGUAUUAUUGUGCGUCCAAAAUUAAUUAAUCCGAGUGUAAAUAAUGUAACAUGAUCGUUUUUGAAUACGCUAGAUGUUAGACGAAAAUUCUGUGCUUUUAAUUUUACGUUCUUUAUACAUAAAUCGUGAUCUUGAAAAUUGAGAUAUUUCCCACAACCGAAGUGCGCUUUGGUUUUUCACCAUUUUGAUUCGCUGAUUCUUCGGUUGUUCGUCUAUUCUAACAUUGAUUCUGAAUCUUAAAUUUCUUUUAAAGCGUUUCUAAUGUUACUUACAUACUGUACGUAUUACCGUAGGGAACAAAAGAAAUCGUUUGAACAACUUUAUCAGCAUUUUUAUUCAGCUACAACACAGAAACAAUACAGUUAAACAUGCAUAUCAUUGAAUUAUAUCGUAAUCAGAAUGCAUUAUUUUAAAAAAUCGUACAUCGAUGCUGUAGAUAAGCUGAAAGACGAUGCUAUAGAAAUAUCAAUUAAAAGCACAGAAUUUUUGAGUUGAGAGUUGACACUUCAUAAGAGAAAAUAAUAUAGAAGAAAAAUGAUUAUGUGCAAUUAAAGGAUUUACGUCUUGUUAUCUAUACAGCCUUGCGUGGUUAAUUGAUUUUGGAUAAAAAAUGUCGAUUUUUAACCCUUAACGACAGAUGCUCGUAUUUUUCCUGUUAUCACAAACGUGUUUUCUCGCAGAUUAAUGAUUUUAUUUUUAAAAUCACUAUGUUUUAAAAGCUUUGAAUAAUUAUAUAUAUAUAUAUUUAUUUAUUUAUUUAUAAAAAUCUUUUACAAUUACAAUAUAUAUAUAUAUACUUGCAAGUAUUUAAAAAAAUACAGCUUCUAAAAUUCUCCACCAAUUUGUGAUAAUGAAAUAAACACUCAGAUUCUCCUCGAGCAUGUGUUUGUAAUUAAGGGUUAAUCAUCUGCUGUAUCUUACUAACCAAGAUUAAUAUCGUUAUGCUCUGCGAGUUCAUUCAUUUCGAAUCUCUGCUACAUUAAGUGAUAUCUAUCACCACCAUAGUUAUACAAAAGCUAUUAUAAUAUUUCGUUACUGUUACGUAACAUUUUCAUCCUUCGGGUUUUCGUUUUACUUAUAUUAAUAGCGCCGUUGGUCCGAACUAGAAGCUAAGAAGCUACGUUUAAUUUACGGGUUAUCGUAAUCUCUAGGAAUAACUGCGUUAACGUUCUUUCAGAUAGUACGAAAAAAAGAAUAAGAAAAAAACAAAAAAAAAAAAGAUGGAUUUAGCGUAACACAUUGCGACAAAUAUAACGGAGCCUAUGUACGGAAUAUCUUGGACACUGUUGAGCAACUUCCAACAGACUAUAAUUAAGUAAACGUGAAAGCAAUAAGAAUAUCGUGUCGUUAUACUUCUAACUUCUGACUAUCAUCGGCUAUCUUGAUUUUUUAGUUUUCGAAACGUUAAAUACAGUGAAACCCUCGUAUUAUAAAACUGUAUAUAGCAACGAGCACGAUAUAUGUACAUACGAUUGAAUUUAAUUUAUUAAUCAGUCGCAUAAAACAAUCGAUAACGAGACAAAUCAACCGAAAUAUAUUAAUAAUGAUUAUACGAGCCUCUCGCAAGCCGAACUAAUGAAACAAUUCUACUUUUUCACGAUUUCAUAAUUUUAUUACAUACGUAUACGAUUAAUAUUCAAUUGUCAAGAGAUAAAUAGGUUUCAGUCAUGUUCUUAAAAGUAUGAAUUUGUAUAAAAAGUAACAAUCUAAUGAUAACGAUGAAGCCAAUGCGACAUAACGCUAUUGAUAAUAUAUUGUUCAAAUAAUCAUCUGCUUUGGAUGAUCCUCAAACACUAUUCUUUCUAGUCUUUCGCAAUGGGUUUCUCUAAUAUUAUGAACCCUUGAUGAUGGAAUUUAGGAAUUUUCUACCUAAUAUCAUGAGAUCUUGGUGAAACACGAAUACGGGAAUUUUAUUGUAUUUGCGUGCAGAAGAAGAAAUGCUUUUUCUUUCGUAACGAAUCGUCCAAGAUACUCCAAGAUCUUUAUCAUUGUACUCUAGUUGCCCUAAAAAGUCGACGACGGUAGGAAAUCGGGAGUAAAACACGUUCGCCAUGCAAAACGUUCAGAAAACUCCAUUUCUCGUGAGAUUAUGUGAUCUUCUAGCUUCUAAAAAAAAGUCUGUUAUAUUUUAUGUAUAUACACAUUCGCCUCGGGUCUCUGUCGGGUGAUCAUUCUCCGUGUCUUUUAAGAAAAUGCGAUGGGCAAACAUGGCACACUCAACGAAAUCGUGAGAGGUCUGGCUACGAUUGUACGCGAAUUUUGUUUAACUUCGUUCGUUAAAACGGGACUUCAAUAAUGAAAAAGUAUGAGUCCCCUCGAAGAUCGAUGCUUAAGCGAAUCACGACCAAUUGCAAGUUGAAAAUCUUUCAGCUGAGAGAGUGUGAGGGAGAGAAAGAGAAUGAGAGAAAGAGAUAGAUAAACGACGAGAGGUGAACUUUUCAAAUUUACCUGAGAUAUACACAUAUACAUAUAUCUAUAUAUGUAUGUAUAAUUUAUUAUCGCUAGGAAGUAUCCAAACGCUUUAAUUAAUCUGUAAUAACGAUUCAUGACUGUUGUUGCAUAAUAUAAUAGUAAUACGAUUAAUGAUGGAUUACUGACUAAAAGCGAUAUCUUUAUAUCUUUUAUUAUAUUUAUUUUCCUACGCAGUCAGACAAUUUUGGUUAUUCGUUAAAAAUAUUUACCAUCAACGAAUUGAAAUUAUUCGUCGACAUACGACGAGUUUUAAUUAUCAUUACUCGAAUUAAUCAUGAUAGUCUUUCUACGUGUAUAUAUUUCAUCUAUAUUCCAUAUAUAUUUUGGAAAGUAGAACCUUUUUAAUAAUUAUACAAAAUUUAAAAAUACAGAACUAUCUAUAUAACAAAACUUCCGAAUGACAUAACGAAUGACAAGUUCUUGUUCGCAUAUUAAUUUCGAACGGUUAAUUUUACCACGUAAUGGUAAUGAUAAAACCACAAACUCAUAUUUGCUCCUUUCAUUUAUAAUCUUGCAAUUAAAUUACAUUCCGACGAAAGCAAACAAGUGUUCAGGAUACUUCCGAGCGAUGUUAACAUAUGCAUAUGCGUAAUGUAUAUACAUUAAUAUGCACAUAUAUGAAUAUGUUAACAUAUAUGCAACAAUAUACAUAUAAAUAUGUGUGUAUAUAUACAUAUAUAUAUACAAGAAUAAUAUAUAUAUAUAUACGCUACUUCUUCGGUAUAAUAUUUAUUGUACGUUUACACACAAAACCAUACGCACGUAUCGCAUGAAAGUUAGGUUCAUGCAGGUUACGAUUAUCGUGCAACCUUCUUAUCGCACAUUCGGCUCGAUAAUUACCUGGUAACAUAACGGGACUUCGCAUGCAUGAACGACAUGAUCAUUUUUCUUGUCGCAUCCGAGCUCGUCGUAACUUCGUGCGUGAAGUUUCGUGACAGUACUCAGAAGCCGCUAGGGCCUUUGAUUCCUUUCCGAUUGUACGCGAUCAUGCACGAAAUAACGUGGACAUAACGAGGCUGUAACGAUGUUACGAUAGCUAUCGACUAUAAUUUCAAAAUUUCCGGAUAAGAUUAUUUUAAAAAUGGUAUAUCGACGAUUGACUUUUUAAACAAAUUUUCACGCUUCCCUGGAAUCGAUGUUUCUCGUUUCUUGUUUUCCAAGUAGAAGCGAAGAGUAAAGUUUUCCCGACUAAAAUGAGAAUUAAUUGAAUUACUUGACACUUUAUUAACAACAAAGGGAAUGAAAAUAUUUUAUUAAUAUAACAAAGGUAAUUCAAAAUUGUCACAAAUCAAGAAGGUGCUACAAGCAUCGAUUUCGGAAAACUUUUUAGCUUUUUUUCGUCUUUGUGCUUUUACUUAAUUCUGUAAAAAAAGGCGAAGAAAUAAGAAAGAAGCGAACGUUCGUUUAGAUGAACGAUGACCGUUUACAUAGAAACGCGAGGAAUUGAGAAAAUUUUAUAAAUAAAGCGAAGAGAUUAACUCACAGCGACAAUAUUAAUAUUGAAACAAUUCUUCCACAGAAAUCUAGACUUCAGGUUGAUCUAAAAAUAUUCCAAUAUCGUUCACGUUAUUUCGCGCGAUCCUUAGUUCGAAUGCAAGUGUCAAAGGGAACUGUUUAUUUCAAAGAUGCGGGCGUUGAUAAAUCGAAAGGACUGUACGGUUUUAUGCAGAUCAUUACAGAUUGUCAUUCAUUCGAUAGUUUCGUUGAAAGCUCUAGCCAGGGAGGCGAGCGUUUGUCUCCUAAGGUACGUGAUAAUGAUUUUUGGAAAGACUGAAUUAUUUCUUAACUUUAUGAGAACGUGAACACGGAAUUACGACGAAACUUGAGGUUUGCACGGAAAUGUGUCGCAAUUAUUACGCAUGGAGGGCCUCAAGUACUGUAACCUUGUAUGUGAUUCUACAGUAAAGAAGAAAAAUCGUAAAUAACAGAAAAAAAAAGAACUCUACUGCUAUUGUAACUUUCAGAGUUUAAUAAAACGUUUUCACUAACA